This is a messenger RNA of Neospora caninum, 4287 nucleotides long. Its product is annotated as putative regulator of nonsense transcripts UPF1. Lineage: Eukaryota; Apicomplexa; Conoidasida; Eucoccidiorida; Sarcocystidae. The record is from RefSeq and is a predicted model, not a curated record. Gene Ontology annotation, molecular function: ATP binding; RNA helicase activity; zinc ion binding. Gene Ontology annotation, biological process: nuclear-transcribed mRNA catabolic process, nonsense-mediated decay. The coding region runs from base 1 to 4287 and encodes 1428 amino acids. The transcript is spliced from 5 exons. Gene Ontology annotation, cellular component: cytoplasm.
AUGGCGUCACCAAGCAGUUUCGAUAUAUCGGAUUUCAUUUUCGAUGCAGCGGACCUUAAUUUCACUCCGAACGGUGCACAAGCGAUCUCAACUGUUCCGGAGGCGGAAAUUGACGAUGCGCUUUCUUCGCCGUCUCCUUUUCCUAGCGGCCCCACAGGGGCCCUAGAUUCUUUCUCUCCGUUCCAUCAAGGGAGGAGGAAACCUGACGUGGAGGACAUCCACAAGCAGGCGCACACGUCCGGGCGCAGCCUGCAGAGAUGCAGCAAUUCGAGUAGCGAUGUUCCCAGAGCCGCUGCAGCGGUAGACGAGUUGCAGGAGCAACUCGAUCUUCUUCACCUCGCUCCAGAGGAAGUCGGAGCCAAUUUUCAAUUCGGCCAGGGGCCCUCCGAAACCGUCGAUGUCUCCGUCGCCACGCCAGGCUCGUCGCCCGGACAUCCAGAAACAGAUGACUCCCCCGGUUCUGGGGAGGCAGACGAAAGUUGCCACAACAAAUGCGAGGCUGGAACUCCGAAUGGCACGCAUGCGAUUGACAGGGGCGAACACGGAGCGGGUGUGCACGGUGAACUCGAUCGUGGAGAAAAGACGACGAAGGACGUCCCUGAACACGCAUGCAGCUAUUGUGGUGCCAGCUCUCCAGAGUGUGUCUUGAAAUGUUGCUGCUGCAACAAAUACUUUUGCAAUAGCCCCUGCAGUGUCAGCGGCAGCAGUAUGGGUUCCCAUAUCAUCUUCCACCUGGUCAAAAGCCGACACAGAGAAGUCAUGCUUCAUCCCGAAGGGCCGCUCGGUGACUGCACUCUAGAAUGUUUCCAGUGCGGGAGUCGCAACGUUUUCCUUCUCGGCCUCAUCCCUGCGGAACAAGAAGGCGUUGUCGUCCUCAUAUGUCGGGAACCAUGCCUGUCUAGCAGCGCUCUGAAGCAGAGUGGAUGGGACCUCUCUCAGUGGCAGCCGUUGAUUGAGGGCAAAUCAUUUCUUCCCUGGCUCGUGCGGCCAACGCUCACGGCGGACGAACGACGCGACUGCCACGUUGUCACUACACAGCAGCUUCAGCGUCUGGAGGAACUUUGGCAGAAGAAUCCUCAAGCGACUCUCGAGGAGCUCAGUCAAACGAAAGAAGAAGCGCCACUUCCUUCCGUGAAGUUGGUCUACGAAGACGGCUUCGACUAUCAGCGAACAUUCGCGCCUCUCGUGCAGGCAGAAGCGGAUUUCGACAAGCAAAUGAAGGACGGCCAGAAGCUCGUGAGAGUCAAACUGAGGUGGGAACAAGGCCUGAACCGCCGACGCCUUGCCUACUUCAUGUACGCCCGAGACGAAGGGUGCAACGUUCGCGUAGCAGCGGGGGACGAGGUGAAGAUUUCGACGAUGCUGCCAAAAUCCGUUCUAGCCGCUUCCUCUGCCCCGGCGACUUCCAGCGGAGCCGGGUCGCAGGGGUCGGGGGGUGCGCAUGGCCAUGACGCGACAAGUCCGAACGGCACGAGUGACGGCGGGGCCAGAGGAGGGCUCGAAGGAGACGCGAAUCUGGUCGAGUGGAGUUGCACUGGCAGUAUAACGCGUUUCUCGGAGGACAGUGAGGAAGUCAUUGUGGAAGUUAAAAAGCCGCCGAACGUGAAGGGAGCGUGGGACAGCCCGGUGCCGCUGUUGUACACCAUCGAAUUCGUGUGGAAAAGCACAUCCUUCGAGCGCAUGCAGGCGGCGCUGCGCCAGCUCGCAGUAGAUGAAAUCAGCGUGAGCAGUUACCUGUACCACACGCUGAUGGGGAAGCAAAUGGAGCACCAGAUCAUUCAGACGCCGAUGCCCUUGCAGAUUUCGGCGCCCAACCUGGCUCCGUUGAACCCGAGUCAAAUGCUGGCCAUUCGCUACGCACUGCAACACCCGCUGUCGCUCAUUCAAGGCCCGCCGGGGACGGGAAAAACGUUGACGUCCAGCACGCUCGUCUACCAGAUGGUGAAACUGAGUGAGAUGGGUUCUCACGUGCAUCCACGCGGCACAGGCGGCUUCAAUAAGGACGGAGGCCAGGUGCUCGUUGUCGCUCCCAGCAACGUUGCUGUGGAUCAGUUGGCCGAAAGAAUCAAUCGGACAGGUCUCAAGGUCAUUCGAAUGUACUCAAAGUCUCGCGAAGGCGCUGCCUCGUCGCUCACUUCUUUCUGCAUGGAGCACCUGGCGCUCCACAAAAAGGUUCUCGAGCUCAAGACCGCGGGCAGCGAUGAGAUGGCAAAGUAUCUCCAGCUGAAAGAACAAACCGGCGAGCUAGCAGCCGCUGAUGAGCGGCGUUUGCGCCUUUUGAUCUCCCGGGCAGAAAUGGAAAUCCUGCAGACUGCGGACGUUAUCUGCACAACUUGUGUCGGCGCAGGAGACAAUCGCCUGCAGGGGUUUCGUUUUCGCCAGGUCGUCAUCGACGAGGCCGCCCAAGCCACCGAGCCCGAGUGUCUGAUUCCGAUCGUCCUGGGUGCAAAGCAGGUUGUGUUGAUAGGGGACCACUGCCAACUUGGCCCGGUUGUGUUGAGCAAGAAGGCGGCGGCUGCUGGCUUGGCAACGUCUCUCUUUUCUCGUCUCCUGGCGCUCGGUCACCGACCCUUGCGGCUCAAGGUUCAGUAUCGCAUGCAUCCUGCCCUCUCGUUCUUCCCUUCAUAUUUCUUCUACGAGGGCGAACUUCAGAAUGGCGUGACCAUGACGGAACGGACCUACUUUCACCGAGGGCCUGGGGAACAUCGGUUCCCCUGGCCCAGCGAGGAGCGACCGAUGUUCUUCUACCACUCGACCGCAUCGGAAGAGAUCAGCGGAUCAGGGACUUCCUACGUCAACAGGGUCGAGGCGAGCAACAUCGAGAAGAUCGUCACUUUUCUCCUCAAAUGCGGUCUGAAAGCGUCGCAGAUCGGUGUCAUUACACCGUACGACGGGCAGCGGGCUCACAUUUCGUCGCUGUUUCAGCGGCAGACAACCCUCGGGCAAGCAGCCUUCGCCGACCUGGAAGUCGCUUCAGUCGACGCAUUCCAGGGACGAGAGAAAGACUUCAUUCUUCUCUCGUGUGUCCGGUCCAACAGCAACACCGGAAUUGGUUUCCUCGCGGACUCGCGGCGGUUGAAUGUGGCCAUGACUCGGGCGAAAUACGGACUCAUCAUUUGCGGCAACGCGUCCGUCCUCGCAAACUACAUGCCCCGGGUAGCCCGUCCACCCGCGGGCUCGGCGUCUUUGCAAGGGAGCGGCGCGGCGGGCGCGACCUCAAACGCCCUCGGUCCUGGUGGAGUGGCAGUCGGUCCGGGGGCUGCCGCCCUUCCUGGAACGUUCGUUCCCGAGCCUCCCAUUUGGCGCCUGCUGAUUCACCACUACCUCAAGUACGACCUAGUUGUUGACGGACCUUUGAGCAAUUUGAAGCCAUCGAAAAUCCGCAUCACGCUCCCUCCGUUGACCCCGUUCGGGGCCCUGACUGCGCCGGGUGCCUCGGCGAAGGGCGGAAAGGGUGCAGGCGCUGCAAAGGCUGGGAAAGCGGCCGGCAAGACGAAGGCCGCGUCGAGAUACGUUGCCGCAGAGGAGCUUCUGGACUACGACCGCCAUGCGACGUCUUCUGGAUAUCUGCAAACCGUCCCCACUCCUGGAAGUCUCAACGCCGGACAGCCGAUCGUUUCUCCUGCCGCGUCGGCCUACAUUCCCAAUGGAGCCGGCGGCUACUAUUCUGCGCCUCCUCUUUACCCGAGUGCGGCCUUUGCGGCCCUGUUGGGGGCGGAUCGAGGCUUUCAGUCGCAGUCUCCCCUCCCGUCGUCGUCUCUGAUGGCUGCACAUGCCGCCACCAGCAGUGCCUUCUACUACCCCCCGAGCACAGGCGGCGCGCCGGUUUCAGCGGUGACAGCCUCUGCGGGAGCAGAUCAGACGCUGCGGGCUCCUGCGGCUUACUUCUCUGGGCGUGAUGGCGCGAAUGGACUGUCUUCCGGCGGUCCGGGCGCGAGCGCCGCUUCCGCAAGUUCGAGCAAUAGCAAUCUAAUGGGGGGCGCCACUGGGGGCGGAGGAGCCUUUGCUUCGCGAUCCCUUUCGUCCGCGGAGAAGGCUGCUGUGGGAACGGCGAGUGCAGGUGCCGGGAAGGGCGGAGGUCCGAGAGCCGCUCACAGAGACGCCAGAAACGAGGCGAGAGAGCGGACUGGAGAAGGCCCAGCACAGGCACUUCGAGCGUCUGACCUAGAUUUUGUAGACGGCCCCCGCGCUCGCUCUGCACCGAGACCAGGCCGAGCCGCGACAGUCGUGUCGGAACAGUUUGAUGAUGACUCGUUCACAUUCAUAGGCAGCCAGGUCGGGUUCUAA